Diospyros lotus (date-plum) is the source of this 2495-nucleotide messenger RNA. Its product is annotated as probable arabinosyltransferase ARAD1. The record is from RefSeq and is a predicted model, not a curated record. NCBI's taxonomy places the organism in Eukaryota, Viridiplantae, Streptophyta, Magnoliopsida, Ericales, Ebenaceae. Gene Ontology annotation, molecular function: glycosyltransferase activity. The transcript has 2 exons. The coding region runs from base 619 to 2088 and encodes 489 amino acids.
UUCGACUUCCCCAAAUCAUUUGAGAAAAAAUAAAUGCCACGCCCAACCCUGAAAAUAGGCAAACACUACACCAAAAACAGAAGCAAGAACAAGAGAAAUCACGGCUUCAGAGGCCCGCUUUCUUCCACAGAUACACUAUUUUUCCGCAGAGAGCAUCGGAGAAAGAAACGAAGAACAAAAAGUCUCCCAGCGUUCUUCUGGUGAACCCUUCUUUCCUUUCACACUCUUAUCGUCAUCACAUUAUCCUCCUUUCUUCCUCCGUAACUCCUUUUCUCCAGUGCCUUGUUCAGAUUGCAUUUCAAUUAAUUUAGGUUUCUCCCCUCCCCUUUUUUUUCUUCUUAAACAUUGGGCGAUUGUUUCUGAAGUGGGUUUUUUCGGUGUUCCCGCUCUUCCAUUGCCCCUUUUGGAUAUUGGGUUGUUGCGAUUGAAUUCAAAUUUACCUGGGCUCGCGUUCGUUUUGCGUCUGGUGAUUGUAUAAGAGUUGGGUUUUUUUUUUUCUAUAUGACCAAUUUCGAGAGAAUGGGUGGUUUUGGAUAGGAUUGUUCCAUCGAUUUUUAGUUUGGAUUAUUAGUCAAUGAUUUCUGGAAGGUACUGUUGGUUGGGGGAUUAGAAGUUGAAAUGGCUGAGAGGAAGUCGUCAAUUAUGGGACUUAUUUUUCAGAAGAAAUCACUAUUUUGUUUGUUUUCAGUUACAUCAAUCUUGUUCAUGUUAUCUUGGUUAUUUGUGUUGCGUUUGGACCACAAAUUUUUGCGUCCAAUGCUUUCGUCGACGAUUGUUGAUGGGAAUUCUGCAUCUCAGAUUCAAACUCAUGGUAAGCCCUUGAUAACAAGUGACCGGGUAAUUCAUGAGGAAGAAUUGGAAGGACAGAGGAAGGAUAAUUUGGUGACAUGUAAUCCUAAUAAUAUGGUUCUUAAGGUUUUCAUGUAUGAUUUACCAGCAGAGUUCCAUUUUGAGCUCUUAGAUUGGAAGUCCGAGGGGAAAGGUGUUUGGCCUGAUAUUCGAAAUGAAGUCCCUCACUAUCCUGGUGGUUUAAACUUGCAACAUAGUAUAGAUUAUUGGCUUACCUUGGAUCUCUUAUCGUCUGAAUUCACCGAGACUACUAAUGCCCGUAGUGCAGUAAGAGUCCACAACUCUAGUGAAGCUGACGUUAUAUUUGUCCCAUUCUUUUCUUCCCUAAGCUAUAACCGACAUUCUAGGGUAGCACAAAACCAAAAAAGAAGCACGGACCAGUUGCUACAAGAGAAGCUGGUUAAGUAUGUGACAUCUCAAGACGAAUGGAAGAGGUCAGCUGGAAAGGACCAUAUAGUUCUAGCCCAUCAUCCAAAUAGCCUCUUGUAUGCAAGAUGGAAACUCUGGCCUGCAACAUACAUACUUUCAGAUUUUGGCAGGUAUCCCACAAAUAUAGCAAACAUUGACAAAGAUGUGAUUGCGCCUUAUAAACACGUCGUAAAAACUUUCGUUAAUGAUUCAUCUGGUUUUGAUGGCCGCCCGACGUUGCUGUAUUUCCAAGGAGCCAUAUAUAGAAAAGAUGGUGGUUUUAUUCGGCAAGAGUUAUUCUAUCUGCUAAAAGAAGAAAAAGAUGUACACUUCGCAUUUGGAAGUGUUCAAAAGAAUGGAAUCCGUAAUGCGACUCUGGGAAUGCGCUCCUCGAAGUUCUGCCUUAACAUAGCAGGUGAUACACCCUCAUCAAACCGCCUUUUUGAUGCCAUUGCUAGCCACUGUGUCCCUGUUGUCAUCAGUGAUGAGAUUGAGCUCCCCUACGAAGAUGUCCUAGACUACUCCAAGUUCUGUGUAUUUGUCCGCACAUCAGAUGCCCUCAAGGACAAAUUCCUUGUCAAUCUUAUUAGGGGAAUUGGGAGAGAAGAAUGGACCCGCAUGUGGCAAAGGCUAAAAAAGGUUGAAAAUCUGUUCGAGUAUCAGUACCCUUCAAAGGAAGGAGAUGCAGUUCAGAUGAUAUGGCAGGCUGUGGCACGCAAGGCUCCCACUAUGCGAAUGAAGGCACACAGAUCUAAGCGAUUCUCUCAUUAUGAUACUCGUGAGGAUGGAGAGCUAAGAUCAGUUCCACUGCCCAGGAAUUUGGCCGAGUAAGCAAAAGAAGCUGAAAUGUUUUAGACCUCUCUACUGCCAUCUUUCAUAGGUGACAAAUCUAGAAAGCACGGUUUGUGGAAAGUAAAGCUGCUCUAAAUUCCCAGAGCAGAUAUUGGGAGAAAAGUUUUGUACUUGAAGCAAUGAACAGAGGAAAAGGAAGAAAUAAACAACAUUUUAGGAAUUUAGCUGCCAAAUAGCUAGGUUGAAAUUUUGGAGUUCUUGGGUCACUUGUUCAUUCAUCCAUUUCUGUUUUCUUGCUUUAUCUGUCAUAAUAUUGCAAUGAGAUCUUAGUACCUGCUUCAGGCUAAUGUCUUGCUGAAAAUAGGACCCAAAGCUGUACAUCUUUCAAUGGACAAUUUAUAUGGACAGGUUCUACUUCCUAGUGCAUUUUUGAGAUUUUUUUCAUU